Hyaena hyaena (striped hyena) is the source of this 1976-nucleotide messenger RNA. It is a transcript of the gene GXYLT2, whose product is annotated as glucoside xylosyltransferase 2. Gene Ontology annotation, molecular function: UDP-xylosyltransferase activity. The record is from RefSeq and is a predicted model, not a curated record. NCBI's taxonomy places the organism in Eukaryota, Metazoa, Chordata, Mammalia, Carnivora, Hyaenidae. Bases 152 to 1486 code for a protein of 444 amino acids. The transcript has 7 exons. Gene Ontology annotation, biological process: protein O-linked glycosylation via N-acetylgalactosamine.
CCGCCCGGACCCCAGUCCCCGGCGGGCGGGCGGUGGAGGCGGCCGCCCCGCUCGACUGCGCUCGCCCCGCCGCAGCCGCCCAGCGCGCAGCGAUGCGCAGAGGGGCCGCGCCGCCCGGGGGCCGCCGCCGCCGCCGCCGCCGCGCCGCACCAUGAAGCUCCGCAGCAAGGCGGCGGCGCUGCUCCUGCUCGCGCUGGCCGCGCUGCUGCUCGCGCUGCUGUCCCUGCGCGCCGGCCGCGCCGAGCCCCCCGCGCCGCCCGCGCGUCCCGCGGCCGCCCCGCAGCGCCGCCCCGCGCCGGCCCCCGCGCGCCUCCCCGGCCCCGGCCCCUUCCUGGGGGCCGCCGGCCCGCGCGCUAGGCGCCGCCGGCCCCCGCGCCCGCGCCCCCGAGCCGGCCGCCGGGGCGCCGCGAGCCUGGAGAAGUUGGCGAGGAGGCCUGGAGAACUCAGAAGUUUCCAGGCUGUGCUGCCUCGAGAGCUCUGGAUCCACUUGGCUGUGGUGGCCUGUGGCAACCGGCUGGAGGAGACACUGGUCAUGCUCAAAUCAGCCGUACUCUUUAGCCACAGGAAGAUGCAGUUCCACAUCUUCACGGAAGACUCUCUGAAGCCCGAGUUUGAUAAGCAGUUACGGCAGUGGCCUGACUCGUAUACAAAGAAGUUUGAGCACCGAAUCUACCCCAUCACAUUUUCGGUUGGAAACCCUCAGGAAUGGAAGAAAUUAUUCAAACCGUGUGCUGCCCAGAGGCUCUUUCUUCCGGUAAUUUUAAAGGAUGUGGAUUCCCUUCUAUAUGUGGACACCGACGUUCUCUUUCUGAGACCUGUCGAUGACAUCUGGAAGCUUCUGAGGCAGUUUAAUGCCACCCAGCUUGCAGCCAUGGCCCCGGAACAUGAAAUCCCCAAGAUUGGCUGGUACAGCCGCUUUGCUCGGCACCCUUACUAUGGCUCUGCAGGAGUUAAUUCAGGAGUCAUGCUGAUGAAUUUAACUCGUAUAAGAAGUGCCCAGUUUAAGAACAGCAUGAUUCCAGCAGGCUUGGCUUGGGAGGACAUGCUAUACCCUCUGUACCAGAAGUACAAGAAUGCCAUCACGUGGGGAGACCAGGACUUAUUAAAUAUUAUUUUUUAUUUCAAUCCAGAGUGUCUCUACGUGUUCCCCUGCCAGUGGAACUACCGCCCCGAUCACUGCAUGUACGGCAGCAACUGCAAAGGAGCUGAGCGGGAAGGCGUGUCUGUUCUGCACGGGAACCGAGGUGUCUACCACGAUGAAAAGCAGCCAACGUUCAAAGCCCUCUAUGAAGCGAUACGGGAUUUUCCCUUUCAAGACAAUCUCUUUCAAUCCAUGUAUUACCCUCUCCAGCUGAAGUUUUUGGAGACUGUGCACACUUUAUGUGGACGAAUCCCACAAGUGUUUUUGAAGCAAAUCGAGAAAACAAUGAAAAGGGCUUAUGAGAAACACGUCAUCAUCCAUGUGGGCCCCAACCAGAUGCACUGAAUAGUUUUCAUAUUGUCGCAAGCGGAGUGGACAUCUCGAGAACAAGGACAUGUCCAUCUUUAAGCUGCCUGGAUCUCUUUCGUGUGAAUAUUUAAUGGUGCUCUGUGACAACUGAGUUUUAAAAGCUUCGUUAAAUGUUGCUGAAUUCGUUGCCCUUAAAAGGAAAUGUGCUUUCAUUUUUUCAAAAAUGGUAUUUAUCUCUCUCUUUUUAAAAAAAAAAAUGAUGACACACUUAGCAUUGUUUAAGCAGGUUGAGCUAGCUGUGAAAAGGAACUUUUGUGAGCCUUCCAGUUCCUGUUCAGUGUCUGAGACAGUGUCGGAGGCAUCUCGUAUUGUAUAUUUAUCUAGUAUUCUUGAGACUCUUUCGAUGUAAAUGACCCCCCCAACCCUUCUUGUAAAAGUAAAACAUGCUUGUUCUUAAGCAGAAAAAUGUUCAAAAGUUGUACAAGGUAGGGGCCUUUGGGUAGCUCAAUCAGUUAAGUGUGUGACU